UGGGUACCGGGUCCCCGGUCCCGGGUCCCCAGAGAGGUGAGUCGGCUGCUGGUGGGCGUAGGGUGCUGUGCUGCCUGGCGUAGCGGCGUCGCAGUCGCUACCCGAGCUUAAGCCAGCCGUGUAGUUGAGCUGCGCGCCAGACUGCCGCAGCUUCGUCAGGCCCGGGGUUAGCUGGGCCGCGGAGCCGGACGGAGCGGGGCCACCCUGGAGGCCGGAGCCGCCGGGCCUGCGGCGCCUCGGGACUAGCACCCACUGCGCCUGCCUCCACCUCGCUCUGGUGCAGGAAGCUCACGCCUCACUCACAACCCCUGGCUUGUGCUGUGGCCUUCGAACUGGCUCCUUCCUUUAGCUCCCAGAGACAUGCUCGGAGUUGGUUUCAACCAGGAUGCGGGAGAGUUGGUGCAAGCUACCUGUAAGACAGCUUGAACUUUUCCUAGGGAUUCCUCUACCAGCCCUUAUAUUGCAUUGCUCAUUUCGUCUGAGACCUUGUCUGCGCAUUACUAAAAUAAAAGAAAUGUUUUCCCCAGUGUCCUUUUAGGACGUUUUGACUUUUCUCCUUUGCAAGACAGUUUCCAAAAAACUGACGGAACAACCAACUCUUCACACUCCCUCGGACUUGCCAGCAAAUGAGAAAACCCUGCCUCUGCGUCUGGUCCUCUCUAACAUCCUCAGAGGAGCUUCUUUCUAGCAUUUCGAGAGACUUCUCUAGGGUCAUGACCCUAAAGGCUUGACGCAUUUGCAAGGAGAAAGACGUCUCCUGAUUGCCAAAAUGGCAGCUAAAAUGGAGAUAACUUUGAGCUCUCACACUCAGGCUUCCUCCAAGCAAGAGAGACACAUAAUAACAAAACUAGAGGAGAAACGGGAGCCUACUCUACAAAAGAACUGCUUGGAUCCCGAGCUCUCCCGCCAGAGCUUCAGACGAUUUUGUUACCAAGAGGUAGCUGGACCCCAAGAGGCGCUCUCCCGACUCAGACAGCUCUGCCAUCAGUGGCUGCAGCCUGAGCUGCACACCAAAGAGCAGAUUUUGGAGCUUCUGGUGAUGGAGCAAUUCCUGACCAUCCUGCCCCCAGACAUCCAGGCUCGUGUCAGACAUCGAUGUCCAAUGAGCAGCAAGGAGAUUGUGACCCUUGUGGAAGACUUUCACAGAGCAUCCAAGAAACCAAAGCAGUGGGUGGCCGUUUGUAUGCAGGGGCAGAAGGUGCUCUUGGAGAAAACUGGAUCUCAGCUUGGAGAACAGGAACUGCCAGACUUUCAACCACAGACUCCUAGGAGAGAUUUCAGGGAGAGCUCUCUGGAGGAGCCUUCCCAUGUGGCAUCUUAUGACCGACUGAGCCCCCAUCAUUGGGAGAAAUCCCCACUCCUCCAGGAACUGACCCUCAAAUUGGCUGGGACAGAGGCCCCCAGAAUGAGAAGUGACAACAAGGAAAAUCCACAACAGGAAGGGCCUAAAGGAGCAAAGCCUUGUGCAUUGUCAGCUGGCAGAACCAAAGGGAAUGGUCUGCAGAGUCCUGAGCCAAGAGGGGCAAAUAUGAAUGAGCCUCGGUUGUUACAGAGGCAGGUCAGCCCCCCAAAUGCUCAAAAGCCAAUUACUCAUUACCAGAGACAUUGCAGGGAACUGGAAUACAUCAGCAGCCCCCUAAAAAGCCACCCACUGAGAGAGCUGAAGAAAAGCAAAGGAGGUAAAAGAAACUUGACCAACCGUUUGCAACAUCUCAGUCAUCAGCCUACCCGCUCAGCAAAGAAACCCUACAAAUGCGAUGACUGUGGGAAAAGCUUCACAUGGAAUUCAGAGCUGAAAAGACACAAGAGAGUCCACACUGGAGAGAGACCCUACACAUGUGGAGAGUGUGGAAACUGCUUUGGGCGGCAGUCAACCCUGAAGUUGCACCAGAGGAUCCACACUGGAGAGAAACCAUAUCAGUGUGGCCAGUGUGGGAAAAGCUUUCGCCAGAGCUCAAACCUUCACCAGCACCAUAGGCUCCACCAUGGGGACUGAAAGCAGCAGCCCAUGCUUUCAGAAGGUGUUUUUGUUUCUCCUCUCCCUUACUUGCAUGUAAAUCACAAAGAUGUCUGUGUGACUUACAAGGAAAGCAAGAGACCCGUGAAGAAUGAUGAUGCACAUUCAGCUGGUGAGCACCAGGCGAGGCUGACCAGGGCACAACCAUGCACAGGGUGAAGAGGUGACAGGUCUUGGCAUUGAGGUGAAGAGAACUUCAGUCUCUGCAGAGUGACUACUGGAAAAAUCAGAACUAUCCUGCAACUGGCCCCUUAUUGUUCAAUCAUCCCCUUAUUGCUUAAUUUAUCCUCUAAAAUUUGUUAAAGGGUAAAUUCUAUAUAUAGUUAUGCAUUUGCUGUCAUACCAAUUUUUAUCAUGCACAUCUUCCUUUAAUAAAGACAAGUAAUCUAUCAGAA
Molecule: messenger RNA, 2412 nt
Organism: Carlito syrichta (Philippine tarsier)
Lineage: Eukaryota; Metazoa; Chordata; Mammalia; Primates; Tarsiidae
Gene: ZNF174
Product: zinc finger protein 174
Exons: 3
Coding region: 770-1996 (408 amino acids)
Source: RefSeq, a predicted model, not a curated record